This is a messenger RNA of Nezara viridula (southern green stink bug), 426 nucleotides long. The record is from the annotation of a GenBank genome assembly. Lineage: Eukaryota; Metazoa; Arthropoda; Insecta; Hemiptera; Pentatomidae.
AUGAUUCUCGCUGAGUAUAUAAGGCGAAAGGAGAGGGACAGAAGCAAGUCGAAGCAGUACAGUCAACCGAACAACAUGUACAAGGCCCCACCACACUACAAGUUCGACUACAGCGUACACGACCCCCACACCCACGACGUCAAGAAGCAGGAAGAGACCAGGGAAGGAGACGUGGUCAAGGGGUACUACUCCCUCUACGAACCCGAUGGUACCGAGAGGAUCGUCCACUACACCGCAGACAAGAAGAAUGGUUUCAACGCCGUCGUUGAGAGGAAAGGACACGCUGUCCACCCACAAAACUAUGGACACUCCUCUGAAGCCUACUACGGACACCAUUCUGGUGGAUACUCCGGCUCUUCAGGUGGUUCCUCCGGUUACAGCAGUGGAUCAGCAUCUUCUUCAUCAUCUUACCACGGUCAUUACUAA